AUGGCGGGUGUAGUCGAGGUCGGCUUUGAGCGGGAGCGUCGCGGCGGCGAUGAUGAGAAUGAGGUGAUCGUCGGCGGGAUGUGGGUGAGAAUGUUCCACGUGGAACAAUCGGCGAUUGGGGCGAUUUUGCUCAAAAGUGUUGAGAAGGCCCGGGGGAGGAGAGAUUGGUCAGACUUUGACGGCGCCGCCGCCGGUGUGGGCGAGCAUUCGGUCGAGGGCGAGGACGGCGAGGCGUUGGGCUUCGGGGUGGACGCUCACGACGUUUCGGGUGAUGGGUUUGUUGUCUUUGGUGGGUUGUCCGUCGGGGUUGAGGGCGCAGAGGCCGUCGAGGAUCCAGAGGAGGUGGGGCUGGUUGAUGCGGUACAUGGUGGUGCAGAGGCACUGGCAGUCGGAGAGCAUGGUGACUUCGACGCCGCGCUCGCGGUGCUCGUUGGCGAGUCGGUUGACGAGGUGGACUUCUGUGCCGAUGGCCCAGCGGGUUCCUGGUGCGGCGUUCUUGAUCGUGUUGAUUAUGAACUCGGUCGAUCCGGCGAGGUCGGCGAGAUCGACGACUUCUUUGCAGCACUCGGGGUGGACGAGGAUCUGCAUGGGUUCAACGCCUGCUUCGAGGUUUUUGUUGUCCUCGCGGAUCUGGGCGCAGUGUUCUGGUGCGAAGAGUUUUGGUUCUCCGCGCUCUGUUUUCUUGGGGUCGUAGACGCAGGUAUUGCGCGUUACGUCGAUCCCGAAGGCGGCGGAGGUGUUGCGUCCGAGGUGUUGGUCUGGGAGGAAGAGGACUUUGAUGUCUUCGCCCUCCUUGCGUGGUUUGGUGCCGCCGUUCAUGGCCCAUUCGAAGACUUGUCCGGCGUUGGAGGAGGUGCAGCAGGCGCCGCCGUGGUCUCCGACGAAUGCUUUGAUGGCGGCGGUGGAGUUGACGUAGGUGAUGGGGAUGAUGCGGCCGGUCCAUGGCUGAUCUGUAUUGAAGUCAUGCAAGGCUUCGUGGAUGAGUUCCCACGCUUCGACGGUUUGCUCGUAGUCGGCCAUGUCGGCCAUGGAGCAUCCUGCGGAGAGGUCUGGGAGGAUGACCUCGACGGAGUCGGGUGUGAGGAUGUCUGCGGUUUCUGCCAUGAAGUGGACGCCGCAGAAAACGAUGUGGGAGACGGGGGUGUUUGCUUUGGCGCGGUCCUCGACGACGGAGGCGGCGAGCUGCGCGAGCUUGAGGGAGUCUCCCAUGAAGUCGGCGUGCUGGACGACGGAGUCCAUCUGGUAGUGGUGUCCGAGGAUGAGGAGGGAGGUCCCGAGUUGUUUGCGGCGGUCCUCGAUGCGCGCGGUGAGUUCCGCUUCAGAGAGCGUGUGGUAGGAAUCGGGGAUGGAUGGUUGCCAGAGCAUGGGGGAUUGUAG
Molecule: messenger RNA, 1377 nt
Organism: Symbiodinium sp. CCMP2592
Lineage: Eukaryota; Dinophyceae; Suessiales; Symbiodiniaceae
Source: the annotation of a GenBank genome assembly